AUGGAUCUCCAAAACCUCGACCCAGCCAUAAUAUACAUAAUAUGCGAGACCUUCUGUCUGCAUUGUCACGAUGAAUAUGACCAUCGCCAGCGUUGCCCCGCUGUGGCUCUCGAAGACCACGAUGCAAAAGCCCGUCGAUAUGACCUUAUCAGUCUCUCUACAGUCUGUAAGAGCUGGAGUUACAUAGCGCAAAAAACCCUUCACCAUCAUUUUGGCUUCUAUGAGUUCAGACCGGAGGCUAUGAUUCCUUUCUGCAGGACUCUUUACGAGAAACCAGAACUAGCCAAGCUAGUCGAGCAAGCCAGAUUAACGCAUAUCUUUUCUACUAAUAUUAUCAUUAAGGGAGGUUGGCUGUUCAAGUGCUUGAACAAACUUUCCAACAUUCUUGACUUCCAUGGAAGAACGUUUGACCCCAAGACCUUGAAAUGGGAACAAUUCAUCGGAGCAGCUCUUCUCCUUCGAUUGCCGAACCUGAAGUUUCUCAUGGCGGAAGCUAGUCAUUUACAUGAGCUCCUUAACAAGUUCAGAAAGCCUUUUUCUCUCCACAGAUCCAAAUUUCCUCAGUUUCUGAAAAGCAUUGAAGUUAGAAACAGGCACAAAAAUGCCCCUACCAUUCGCAAUCCCCUGGGCUUGUCAAGGGACACUAUUGGAGGAUUCAUGUCAGAACUUCCGUACCUACAGUUUAUGGAGCUCAGAAACCCUUCUUUCUCAACACUGCAAGAUCCAUUACGGCUUCGGAACAUGCGCCAUGUCCGCCUUUUGGGUGUAGAUCUAGGCUGGGAAGGACUCAAAGUCUUCAUAUCUGCUACAGGGCCUUUGGAAUCCUUUCAGUACCAAGGUUCCCAAGAUGGGCCCGAUCCUUGUUCUAUCCAAGAUGUCUGCCAGGCUCUGGCUAUCAGAAAGAAUACUUUGAAAUGGUUGAAAGUAUUGGCACCUUUCCUGCCACACGAGUUUACAGCAGGAAGGCGACUUAAUAACGUCACUUAUAUGCGCAUGAUGCUUGACAGCAUUUUUUAUCCAACGCACGAGGAGCCCAUUGCGGAUGAUCAGCUAAUACUGAGCUUCGUGCCUCCCAGCCUCGAAACCAUUCAUCUUGACGUUGCAGAUUAUACAUUGGAACGUAUGUUAGGUACUAUCAUCAGCUACAUCCAGUCAAGCUAUCGCAGAGAUCCUAGACACCAAAUUCUCAAAUCAGUGGAGAUUCAUGUCAUGAUGCACUCUGACAGGGAAAAGAUGGAGCAUUCGCGGAAGUCGAUACACAACUCAGCAUGGAGGUUGAUCAAAAGGAAAUGCGGGCGUUUUCUGGAGAACGGCAACAUAAAUCUUCAGGAAACCUGGUACGGUCCCCGGAGGGAGGCCAGAUGA
Messenger RNA from Fusarium verticillioides 7600, 1365 nucleotides. RefSeq lists its product as hypothetical. The transcript has a single exon. Lineage: Eukaryota; Fungi; Ascomycota; Sordariomycetes; Hypocreales; Nectriaceae. The record is from RefSeq and is a predicted model, not a curated record. Bases 1 to 1365 code for a protein of 454 amino acids.